GAUGGAGGGGCGAUGGCCACGCCCUGCGCAGGCGCGUUGGGAUCACGCGCAGAGCGCGCACGCGCAUCGCCCUUGGCCUGGUGCAUGGUGGUCCAGGUGGCUGGCACUUGAGGAUGGUGAAUAAUUACGUCACCUACGCAGACGAUUUAGCUUCGUAAUGAUCGCGAAAUUGCCGUUUGGAGGGAAUACCUUGUCAUCGACCAAGUGUUUCCUCAAUGAUAAAGUCAAAAUCAUGAAAUCUUGCUGACCCAAACCUCCCCCCACAGCUUUUCGUUGUUCUCAUCCAGACCUCCACCCCUGACCCCGCUGAUUUCUUCCUAUCAGCCCCCUUUUUCCUUUCUUGUCCUACUCCGUUGAAAUUCCAAGUACUGUAACUUCUCCCAGUGCUCCCUUCCAUUGCCCAUUGUGCUUCUGUGGCACUAUUGUGCUUCUGUGGCACUAUUGUGCAGGUGAGUGCUGUACUGAAUUUAUGUUCUCCAGUUUAAUUGAAGUCUUCGUAACCGGUCGUUGGUUCUCUCUUAUUUUCUCUUCUCUAGUUAUUUUAAAACUUCUGUAGUGUCAACCUCUGACACCAGUUCCCUCAUUGUUAUCAUUUGACGUUGCAUCCUACUUCGAAAAGAUGUUACCUAAUGAGGGUCCCUGCUCUGGAGCAGGGGAGCCAAUAAAACAUACUCCAAGUCAGAAAGAGUGAGAAAGUUUAUUAAGGAGAUGUAUACAUAACUGGGGACCCAGCAGAAACACAGGCUGUCUCUGUGGAAUCCCAAAGAGCAGUUUUACAUUAGAGCUUGUAUAGACUCUUACAAGGGUUACAAGUGUGUUUGUAGUCCCCUGCCAGACAUUUCUUUAUUAGGCUAAAGAUACACAUAUCUGAUACCUGGGCUCCAACUUUCCUGUGGAGGUUGUAUGCCACAGGUAGUCUGGACAGAACAAAAGGUUAUUUGCAUCAGUUUUAAAACAAAGAACAAAGUCAUUAACAUUGUCAAAACAAGGUCAUUAACAGAGGUAUGUGAAGAAGGCAGGCAGAGGAAGAUCAACUUAUAGGUUUAUCAUGGCCUUAGUUAUGUUAAGCUCUGAGCUGCCCAUUUUGAAAAAGGAGAAAACAUGCUGGGUGGUAUUGGGGUCACAAAGAUAAAAGACUGUGUCACCAGACUGAAACAGAAUCUUUGGCUUGCCCAACAGCCACCCUCCUUCUCUUCUCUUCUGUUAAGAGGAAAUCUUUCCGUUUAAAAACAAUCCCUUUAUCUGUGUUCCCGGGACCCAGAUGGCACAGAGAUUAAAAGCUUGGCUGCUAAACAAUGGGUCAUCAGUUGAAUCCCCCAGCAGCUACUUGGAAAUCCAAUUGGACAGUUCUGCUCUAUUUUGUAGGGCUAGUGUAACUUGGAAUCGACUUGACGUAAUGGAUUUAUCUCUUUUUGACAUCUUUUUUUUUUUUUUGCUUUCUCAAGAAUUUUGCCCCAUCAACCAUCGCCACUCUGCCUUGCAUUUUCAACUUUUUCUUUUCUUUUGGCUUUUUCUCCCAAGAAGAUUCAAACAAGCUUACAUCUUUCCUAUUUAAAGCUAACCAAGCAAACGUUUAAUCCCACGUAGCUGUGUGUUGUCCUUCAUGGUUGAACUUAGAAAAGCUGUCAACAUUUCCUGUUUCCAUACCCUCUUCAAUUCGUCACUUCUGACUUUCACCCUCACUGAAACCAAAGAUACUGUCAUCUGUAUCAGUAAAGCCAAUGGUAUUUCUUUCGCUUGAUCUCUUGGCAGUGUCCAUGGCCUCCUUUAGAGACACCAGUUUCUUCUGGUUUUCCUCCUACUUCUAUGGCAUCUCUUCCAUUGCCGGGGUAACCAGUUCCUCCACUAUGUUCCCAUAGUGCCUGAGGGAUUGGAACAUUUAUCAUGUUAUAUUUUAAUUAUUCACAAACUUCAUGAGGGAAAUAACAUCCAUCCAAAUGCGGAAAUUAUCAAAUUAUAUCGUUAAUAUAAGAGGCAAGUAAAAUUUUUCUGAAGAUCAUUCAAAAGCGGCUGGAGCUGUGUAUAAGCAGGGAACUGCCAGAAAUUCAAGCCGGAUUUAGAAAAGGACGUGGAACCAGCAAUAUAACUGAUGUCAGAUGGAUGCUGACUGAAAGCAGAGAAUCACCUGUGUCUUACUGACUAUGCAAAGGCAUUCGUCUGUGUGGAUCAUAACAAAUUACGGAUAACAUUGCAAAGAAUGAGAAUUCCAGGACACUUAAUUGUGCUUGUGAGGAACCUGUACAUAGAUCAAGAGGCGGUUGUUGAACAGAACAGCAGAUACUUAGUGGUUUGAAGUCAGGAAAGCUGUGUAUCAGGGUUCUAUCCUUUCCCCAUAGCUAUUCAAUGUGUAUGCUGAGCAUAUCCAAGAAGCUGAACUGUAUGAAGAAGAAUGGGGCAUCAGGAUUGGAGGAAGACUUAUGAACACCCUGCGAUAUGCAGAUGACACAGCCUUGCUUGCUGAAAGUGAAGAGGACUUGAAGCACUUACUGAUGAAGGUCAAAGACCACAGUCCUCAGUGUGGAUUACACCUCAAUAUACAGAAAACAAAAAAGCUCAAAACUGGACCAAUAAGCAACAUCAUGAUAAACGGAGAAAAAAUUGAAGUUGUCAAGGAUUUCAUUUUACUUGGAUCCAUAGUCAACACCCAGGGAAGCAGCAGUCAAGAAAUCAAAAGACACAUAGCAUCGGGCAAAUCUGCUGUAAAGCUGGUCUUUAAAGUGUUAAAAAGCAAAGUUGUCACCUUGAAGACCAAGGUGGGCCUGACCCAAGCCAUGGUUUUUAGGAUCACCUCAUAUGCAUGCAAAAGCUGGAUGAUGAAUAAGGAAGACCAAAGAGGAACUGGUGGUGCCUUUUAACUGUGGUGUGGCAAAGAAUAUUGAAUACACCAUGGACUGCCAAAAGAAACGAACAAAUCUGUCCUGGAAGAAGUACAACAAAAAUGCUUUGUUACCGUAUUUUUAAGGUAAAAUAAAAUUUAAUAAAAUUAAACCAAUACAUAGAACACAUUUGGAUCUUUUCAGGAAAGACAAUGGAUUGAACACACAUCUUUAGCUUCUUUCCCAAAGUCCUCUAAAGCAAGGAAAGGAGUUUUAUAAAAGGCAUCUUACUAUCAGGAUGGGGAAAAUGGGAAAGAAACCAGCAACAAAAAUUUGAAGUCUGGUAUGCAAAUAGCAGGUGGUAAAGGACAGACCUGAGAACUGAGCAGGCAGAGCUAAUAACCAAAUCAAUUUACAGUGCAGCAUCUUCCCCCUCUCCAGCCCAAGAGCCAUACAGCCAAGCAAUUGCCCCUUAUCUACUCCAAAGCGAAAAACAGAGUCUAUGCUCUGAGGAACACCAGAGUUGAGGUAGGAUAUUACCCAGAAAACAGAUUUACCAAAAUGUGCCUACAAGCUGCUGAAACCCUCACUGAGCUCUUUAAAAUCCUGGCAAUCAGGCCUUUUUUUUCUAGUAGGGUAUAGAUAGGGAGAGGCUUCUCGGGGGAAUCUGACCAGCCUGAGAGGAGAGAUCUAAGGAUCUCCAGUGAAACUGACCCGACCCAGCUUGAUCGUUCUACAGUGAAUUAUACACAUAAUGUUGAAAUCCGGUUAGGCAGUGGGAACUUUAAUUAACAUUUAGUUGCCCACUGCUGUAUUUAAGUAAGUGACCAAGGAUUACCAGGCAUCUGAGGAAAGCCUCUAAAAUUAAAGAGAUAAUCCAGCAAGAACUGAACAGGAAUGGCAAAUUGGAGGAAACAGAGAAAACUAAAACAACACAAAUCAAAACUAUUAUCAUUACUCUGAUAAAAUGUCACAAAUAUGACAGAAAAACAGGGAAAAAAGAAAUCCAGGAAACAAAAAGCUGUUAGAAAUUAAAAAUAUGGUAGUAGAAAUGAAACCUUACAAAAAAUAUUAGAAGCUUAAAUUGAAGAAAUCUCCCAGAUACUAGAACAAAGUACAAAGAGGUGGAAAAUAGGACAGGAAAGACAAGAACAUCAGAGGAUCAGUCUAGGAGUUCCCAAAAGACAGAAUGAAGAAAAUGGAAGGAAGCAAAUCAUUAAUAAAUGAUUCAAGAAAGUUUUCCAAAACUAGAGGAUAUGUUUCUAAACUGAAAGAUCCCACCAAGUGCCAGUAGGAAGAUGAAAACAGACUUACAUCAAGACACAUCAUUAUGAGGUUUCAGAAUGGGGGAGGGGAUAAAGAGAAAAUUUCACAAACGUCUGGGUCAUCAAGAUUCAGGAAUCGUAAUAGCUUCAGACUGCUUAAUAAGAAGAGCAACGUUGGUUAGCAGUGGGCCCUAGUCCAGUGUGCCUGGCAUCCUUGUAAGAGUAGGAAGGACAACUGGAGAGACACAGGGAGAAGGCAGCCACGUGAAGAUAAAGGCAGAUUGGAGUUAUGCUAUCACAAGCCAAGGCAAGCCUGGGGCCGCCACAGGAUAGAAGAGGUAAGGAAGGAUCCUUCCCUAGAGCCUUCAGAGAGACUGUUGGCCCCGUUGACACCUUGUUCUCAGACUUCUGGCCUCCAGAAAGGUGAUAGAAUAAAUUUCUGUUGUUUUAAGUGAUCUGUGGUACUUCGUUAUGUCAGCCACAGGACACUCAUAUAGUAAGUAUAUGUUUAAGGACAUUGGUGGUUUGGUGGUAGAAUUCUCAUCUUCCAUGCAGGAGACCCAUGUUCAAUUCCUGGCCAGUGUACCACAUGGCAAGCCACUACCCAUCUGUUUUUGUGUACUGCUGUGAUGAACAGGUUUUAGCUGAGCUUCCAGACUAAGAUGGACUUGGAAGAAAGCACUGCCAAUCUAUAUUCUCAAAUCAGCUGGUGAAAACCCUGUGGAUGACAAGGGUCUGAGUUGCAGCUGAUUAUAGGAAUGGUGCAGAGCCAGGCAGCAUUUUUUUAUGUCAUGCAUGGGGUCACCAUGACUUGGGGACUGACUCGCCAGCGGCUAACAAUCGGUGCACUGCUUUGGACUUGGAGGCAGAGAGAAGACUGGGGCCUUCAGGCAGUUCUACCAGUGUCACACUGUACCCCGGACAAGCACUUUCCUUUGAAAGGCCUCAGUGUUUCCACUUGUAAAAUGAGAUGAGGAAACCAAGGCACAGAGAGGGGGAGUAACUUAGCUAAAAUCAUGCAGUCAGGAAGGGGAGGAGCUAGGAUUCAAAUCCAAGUUGAAAACCACCGUGGCUCACCUAUUAAUUCAAAUUCUGUCAGUACCCUGCAGCAGCUGGAGCAGGGCCCAGCAGAAUGACGCCCAUCUGCCCCCUGCCUCUGCCCAUGGCCACCCGAUGCCUGUUCGUCCUCGUCGGGGCACUCUUGGCAGCCUCCCAGCCAGGUCUAGCCCAGCCAGAUGCACUGCUGGUCUUCCCAGGCCAGACGGCCCAGCUCUCCUGCACACACAGCACCCUCCACGCUGCCAUCAGGAGCUACGGUGUAUCCUGGUACCAGCAGCGGGCAGGUAGCGCCCCCCGGUACCUCCUUUACUACCGCUCAGAGGAUGAACGGCACCAGCCUGAAGAUGUCCCAGCCCGCUUCUCAGCAACCAGGGAUAUGGCCCACAAUGCCUGCAUCUGACUGACCAUCAGCCCUGUGCAGCCCGAGGAUGACACAGAUUACUACUGCUCUGUGGGCUAUGGCUCCAGCCCCUAGGGAUGGAGCGUGGAGGAGUGCUCUUGUCUGCCUCCCACUCUGCCCGAACCUCCGGCUAGUCUCGAACUUUCUCUGAGCCUUGCUUUCCCUUCUCUGUAAAAUAGGUUAAUAAAAUUCAACCUGUCAAUCAAAAAAAAAAAAAAAGAAGAGCAACAUUGGAAUCUAGGGAGCAAUGAGGUACUAAGUUGGCUAAAUUUAUAGGCAACUAUCAGUCGAAUGUGUGAUUAGAAUAAAGACAAUUUUAGACAUGCUAAGACUCAAAAACAAACAAAGCCUCUCAUGCACCCUUCCUCAGAAAGUUUUGGAGAUGUAAUCCACCAAAAUGAGGGAAUAAGCCAAAAAGGAGGAAAUCAUGAAAUACAGGAAGCACAGUAACUGUCAAACACGGAGAGAGAAGAAGAGAAUCUCAAGAUGACGCUGAAAGAAAGAGCCUAGGAUGACAGCUAUGUAGUAGGCAUACACAGCAUCCAGUCUAGAUCAGAUUUGGUCAGAAAUCUUUGUGUGAUACUGCUUCAGGAAGAUGAAAUUGAUAAAAGUCCAGCUGUAUCUAAGGAAAUGAGAGGAGACUUAAAUAUAAGACUUAGAGUUUGGGAGUUGAAUGAAUGAGAUACGCAGAAAUCUAGGCAAAAUUUAAAAUCAUGCAUCUAUUGACUCUGGGGAAAACAAAACCUUGUGUAAGAACUGUAUUUACAGCUAUGAAAACCCUGAGUAUUGAUCUAACAAAAAAAAAAGUAUGUAAUUGCAUUGGAAAGAUGGGCUUGGGGCAACAGUGUAUGUGUGGUGGGGAUGGGACAGGUGGCUAGAGCUUAAUUCUUAACAUCCAUAGUGGGAAGUCAGUGUCCUAAAAUGGAAAAAUCAAGAAGGAGCAAUAUAAUCCUAGUAUUUAAAGUCAUGGAGGUAAAUAUAAGAAGAGCUAAAUAUAAAUAAGCUAAAAGAGGAGAAGGUGGUUGCAUCUGAAGAGGGAGAGAAGCUUUGUAGGGUUAUUUGUAUAAACAUUGAGGAUUUAUAACGUUAUUAAAAAUAAAAAUUAAAAGCCAUUUUAAGUGAUUUUUAUGAUAGACAUGCAUCUAAAAUCAUUUUUGAAAAAUAUAUUUUCUAUUAAUGACUACAGCUUCAUGUGAUUACAAUUUUUAGUAAUUCCAUUGAGCAAUUUAUAAAAAAUAUUUUUAAAAUGAUUCCACUAAGUUGAAGCCUACAAAAACAUGCUCAGAGCUUAGUUAUAAUUAGUGCACAUGGAGAGCUCACUCACUGCAUAGAAUACCUCUCUGAAUUUCAAAUAGCAUCCUGGGGUGAAACUAAGCAACACAGAAAGUGAGUUUCUUUUGACAAUGAUCAGACGCUGAUACUGAUUUUUAUUCUGUUCUCAGCGUAAGAGUAGAAAUUUGGUUUAGGAUUUUGAUUGUAGUAAAACAACAACAGAUAUUAUCAAAAUACAUCGCUUUCCAUUUUCAGCCAACUUCUGCUGUUUCCUCAGUCAGCCUGGCCUGUCUUAGAUAAGUCUCACCUCUGUUUCUUAACUGUCACUCUUCAAGUCUCUAUUCCCUACCUUCAAAGAUGGUCAGACUAUGUCUCACAUACUUUGGACGUGUUAUCGGCAAGGAUCAGUCUCUGGAGGACAUCAUGCUUGUUAUAGUUGAGGGUCAUUGAAAAAGGGGAAGGCCGUCAACGGGAUGGACUCACACAGUAGCUACAACAACGGGCUCAAGUACGAUUGUGAUGAUAGUGCAGGAGCGGGCAGUGUUUCCUUUUGUUGUAGAUAGGGUCACUAUUAGUCAAAAAGGACUUGCCGGCAGCGAACAGCAACACCACCACCACCCCUACCUUGACCCAUAUGUCAUACACCUCAGAGAAUCCUGUGUCAGCUUCCUGAGUUUAUUCAUAUCAAGAUAUGCCCAGAGCCUGAAGCUGUACCUGUGUUGGGGCCCUCUGCUGCCAACCCCCCACAGAUGAUUUAUGCACUACAUCCACAUGGACUUGAGGCUGACUCUUGGGAUACCAGAAGUUGUUGUAAUGGAAUGAAGUGGGCUUAAAACUAUGAAGAGCUUUGCAAGACCAACUUUGAGGAACAUACUAAAGAAUGGACAAGAGGCUCAUUGCAUCAAUCAGGGUUUAUUGAGAAUGUCCCUUAUUCAAAGCAGUAUUCUGUGUUUGGGAUAUGUUGUUGUUAGUUGCCGCUGAGUCAGUCCCGACUCAUGGCAACCCAAUAUAUUUGAAAAUAGAACUGCUUCAUAGAGUUUUCUUGGCUGUAAUCUUUAUAAAAGCAGUUCACUAAGUUUUUCCGCCAUGGAGACACUGAGUGGGUUUGAACCGGCAACCUUUACAUUAGAAACUGAAGGCAAACUGCUUGUGCCACCCAGGUGUGAGUGAUCAGAAUGAUAAAAAAAUAAGUUUUGCCCUCCUCCCCAUGAGGAGAGUGUUUCAGCAUGGUGUGUUGGAGCAGGGACACAGUAAGGAGGGGUGCAGGUGUGUGUGGGUGGCAGCCCAAUGACAGGUAUCAGAGCCUGAGUGGGGUGAAGAAGACAGCUAUUCUCUCAGCAUAAUAUGAGGCGAGUGGGGGCUCAGCGAAGUGGAGGACUGGGGGGAGGAUACUGGGACUUUGGAGAGAGAGGAGAAGAAGUAAAAUAGCAAUACUUAUUUUAGAGUGGGGACACCACAGGAAGGACUGCAGAGAAAUAACUAAGAUGGCCAGAUAGGUUUGAGUGUUCAUUUGAGAUUCGUAGCAAAGAAUUUAAAGUGAGAACUAUCAGGAUAUUUGUGUGUUUUUCUGCAGCAACAUGCAGCAGUUUGGGUGCAAGUGAGGAUAUAGGAAAUAUAUUAAGAGUGCAAAAUCAUUUUUUUCAAAUUUUUUUUUCUUCAAAGACUCUAGUCUUAAACAAACAUACAAGGUACGAGUUGCAAAGCCUUUAAUAACCAUGUUUGCAUUUUUUUUACAAUAUGCAUAAUUUCUUAGCUGUUGUUCAUUAGCAUUUCAGUACUUGCAAACACAUCUGCCUUCUGGAUUUAGUUUUCAUGCAUGAAUUUACAUUAAUAAAAUUAAAGAAUAGCAACAGCUUAUCUAAUCUUUCCUUAUCUUUCCUUCAUGAUCAGCAAGAUGCAUGUGACAGUUUUUUAAUUAAAUUUUUUUUUUUUAUUGUGCUUUAAGUGGAAGUUUACAGCUCAAGAUAGGACAGGUUUUUAAAGGACUAAAAUAGAUUGAAAU
Molecule: messenger RNA, 8814 nt
Organism: Loxodonta africana (African savanna elephant)
Lineage: Eukaryota; Metazoa; Chordata; Mammalia; Proboscidea; Elephantidae
Product: pre-B lymphocyte protein 3-like
Biological process (GO): immunoglobulin production; immune response
Source: RefSeq, a predicted model, not a curated record